GUCACGGAGGGGCGGUGAUUGAGAGGCGGCGGCGGCGGCAGCAGAAGCGGAGGCAGCGGCAGGCACAGAAGCUCCCGGGCAGCUCCCAAGGAGAGGCAGCCUCGCCGCGGACGGGAAAGGCUUCCUUUUCUUCCCCCUCCGGGUGGGCUCCUGUGGGGGUCCCCCCCCUUUCUCUCUCGGCAGCAGCAGCCCCUCCGCCGCCGCCGAGCCCCGUCCUCCGGCAGCCGCCUUCCCCCCUCCCCGCACCCAUUGACCACAUGAGGUUUUUCAGGUUGACCUUCAAGUGCUUCGUGGAUUGCUUCUGAUCCCCCCGCCUCCCUCCCCCGUGUACUCCCGCGGACAGUCCCUUCCUUCCUUCCCUUCCCCCAGGCCAGACCCAGACCCACACCACUACAGAGACCCCCGCCCCAAUUCCGCCCUCUUUCCGUCCCCUCUUCGCUUCGCCCCGAUCCGCCUGGAGGGGGGCGGCCGAGACUCCGGGGCUCCCCCCGGAGCCAUGGCGAAAGGGGCUUCUUCGGAAGGAGGAGGGGGAGGAGGAGGAGGAGGCAUCUACAGCGUCUCCUCCGGCGACCAACUGGACAAGAAGUCGGGGGGCGCCGCCGCUUCUGCCGCCGUGGCCGUGAUGUGCCAGGGAGCCCCCCCGCCCGGCAAGGGGGAGCCCCUGGAGCCCCACUGCCUGCCGCCCCCGCAGAGGGAGACCUGGACCCGGCAGAUGGACUUCAUCAUGUCCUGCGUGGGCUUCGCCGUCGGGCUGGGCAACGUCUGGCGCUUCCCUUACCUGUGCUACAAGAACGGCGGAGGUGUGUUCCUCAUCCCUUACCUUCUUAUUGCCCUCAUUGGCGGGAUUCCCAUCUUCUUCCUGGAAAUUUCCUUGGGGCAGUUCAUGAAGGCCGGGAGCAUCAACGUGUGGAACAUCGCACCACUGUUUAAAGGAUUGGGGUUUGCAUCCAUGGUGAUUGUCUUCUACUGCAACACCUACUACAUCAUGGUGCUUGCCUGGGGUUUCUACUACCUGGUGAAGUCUUUCACGGCCACCUUGCCCUGGGCCACCUGCGGGAACCCGUGGAAUUCCCUGGAGUGCGUUGAGAUCUUCCGGCACGAAGACUGCGCCAACGGCACUGCCCAUGGCAACCUGACCUGUGAUGAACUUUCUGACAAGAGGUCACCAGUCAUCGAAUUCUGGGAGAACAAAGUGCUGAAUCUUUCGGGAGGCCUAGAGUUCCCUGGGGCCAUCAAUUGGGAGGUGACCUUGUGCCUCAUCGCCUGCUGGGUCCUUGUCUAUUUCUGUGUCUGGAAGGGUGUCAAGUCCACGGGAAAGAUUGUCUACUUCACUGCUACAUUCCCUUAUGUGGUGCUCAUAAUACUACUUAUUCGAGGGGUGAUGCUGCCUGGAGCUCAGGAUGGGAUCAUCUACUAUCUCAAACCCGACUGGUCCAAACUGGCCGCCCCUCAGGUGUGGAUCGAUGCCGGGACCCAAAUCUUUUUCUCGUAUGCCAUAGGACUGGGGGCGCUCACUGCCCUGGGCAGCUAUAACCGGUUCAACAACAAUUGCUAUAAAGACGCCAUCAUCCUGGCGCUUAUCAAUAGUGGGACCAGCUUCUUCUCCGGCUUCGUGGUUUUCUCCAUUCUGGGCUUCAUGGCAGCAGAGCAGGGAGUAGACAUUUCCAAAGUGGCCGAGUCAGGGCCCGGACUGGCAUUUAUUGCAUACCCACGAGCAGUCACCCUGAUGCCAAUUGCUCCACUCUGGGCUGCCCUCUUCUUCUUCAUGUUGCUGCUCUUGGGCUUAGAUAGCCAGUUUGUGGGUGUUGAAGGUUUUAUCACUGGCAUCCUGGAUUUCUUCCCAACCACCUACGCCUUCCGAUUCCAGAGAGAGGUCACUGUGGCUGUCACCUGCGUCGUCUGCUUCUUCAUUGAGUUGUCGAUGGUGACUGAGGGGGGCAUGUAUGUCUUCCAGCUCUUCGAUUACUAUUCAGCAAGCGGCACAACACUUCUGUGGCAGGCCUUCUGGGAGUGUGUGGUGAUCGCCUGGGUUUACGGUGCUGACCGUUUCAUGGAUGACAUCGCCUGCAUGAUUGGCUACCGGCCCUCCUCAUGGAUGAAGUGGUGCUGGAUGUUCCUGACCCCUCUCGUCUGCCUGGGCAUCUUUCUUUUCAAUGUUGCCUACUACAAGCCAUUGAUCUACAACAACAGUUACACCUACCCCUGGUGGGGAGAAGCCAUCGGCUGGGGUUUUGCACUAUCCUCCAUGCUGUGUGUCCCUCUUACCGCCCUCUACAAACUAAUCCGUGCCAAGGGAACGCUGGCAGAGCGCUGGCACCACCUCACCCAACCAAUCUGGGGGUUGCACCAUUUGGAAUACAAGGUGCCCGAAUCCGAUAUUGGCGUUCUGACCACCUUGACCCCGGUCUCAGAUGGGAGCGCCAAAGUUGUCAUCUUGGAAAGCGUGAUGUGACCAACACCCGCUCACUGUACCCUAACAAGAAGCAUCAUUUCUCUGUGCCACUCGACCCCUGGGUUUUGGUUGGGAUGGGAGGGGAAUGCAUGUUGCCUGCCAUGAGCUGAGUUGGGGGGCAGUGCUCCCUGUGUGUUGGGAAAAGGUAUUACUGGUUCUUUAUCCACUUCCCACCUUUACAUCUCUGGGCCCAGAAUUAACCCUGGCUGAGCAGGAGAGAUAGCCAACUGCUUCGAUCUCUGAGUGAAAGGUGGGAGCUUUAAAGGCCAUAGGGGUGGUGGGAGGGACGGGGGGAAAGAGAGCCUUAGAUUUACAUUUUUUUAAAAAGAAAAAAACAUUAUUUUUAAAAAAUAAAGUAUUUUAAAUUUCUAUAUAUACAUUAUAUAUAAAUAAAAUAAAUAUAUAUGUGUGUAUUUAGCCAAAUGCAUGGGAGGCAGAGUACCCUCCCACCAAAUAGGUUGUAUUUUUGGGAUCCAGAAUUCCUAAACUUUUAUUUCCCUGCCCUCUGCAAUCAUACCUGGCUCCAGUUGGGAGAUCUGAUUCCUAUCUCCAACCGGUGUGAGGGAUGCAGAGUCACAGAGGCAAUUGGAAAAAGCAAGAAGGGUUAGAAAGGGCUAUGGGAACAAGGACACCUGGGAUUUGGAUGGGGAGAUAAAGCCAGUAGUUUGCAAACUGCUAGGGCCCUCUCCUCAACUCCUUCCCAGUUUGGUUGGGUUGUUAAAUGUGCUCGUUCUUACAGCAUGUCCACAGACAAUUGGGUCCAUGCAGUUGCCUUGCCUUCUGGCCCCAUUGCAAGGAGACUGAAUGUGACAGCAGCCCUUUUUGGCCUCUCUUGAUCAGCCAGUCUCAGUAUUACGGGAAGUCCCUUUCCCUACCUUUACUUCUCUGGCUGACAUUUAUAAUCAUGUGGAAAGGAAUUACAAUCUUUGUCUACCUGGGAGCUGCCAAAGCUUGGAAAAGUUAGCUCGUUCAACUACAACUUCCAGAAAUCCCCAGGUAGCUUAACAGUAUUCUAAAACUUACCAUUACCCCAAAGAGUAGGGAGUGUCUUUAUCCAUCCAUACAGCUGAUGGAGGAAAGAGCUAGGAUGUCUUAAUUCAGAAUAGAAAGGUUCUUUUGGGACAACCUUGCUUCUUUCCCACCUCCCUUCUCUUGUGAGCGCCGGUAGUGAGUGAUUUUUUUUUUUCGUGUCAGGAGCAACUGGAGUUGCUUCUGGCGUGAGAGAAUUGGCCGUCUGCAAGGACGUUGCCCAGGGGACGCCUGGAUGUUUUGAUGUUUUUACCAUCCUUGUGGGAGGCUUCUCUCAUGUCCCUGGAGCUGAUAGAGGGAGCUCAUCCGUGCUCUCCCCAGGUGGGAUUUGAACCUGGCAGCCUUCAGGUCAGCAACCCAACCGUCAAGUCACAAGGCUUUUAUCUCCUAGGCUACCGGAAGUUCCUAGUGAGUGAUGAAAAUAACCCGCCAAGCUCUUACGUCCUCAGUGGUGUUUUUUUACACACUGGAGGUUGUACAUUAGAAAAUGAAGCAGACAUUGAGUUGCCUCCCUCACUUGCAGUAUUCAAGACACAAGACCAUUUUGUACAGUGGCUGGGAGAUAUGUUCUCUGUUGUUCCUUGCCGUUUCAGUAUCUGUGUACCAGACUUGUGUGCUGGAAGAGAAGAGGAAUGUAGAAUUCUCCCUUAACAGAGUCAAUUUGAUUCCAGCAGAGGGUUCAAAGUGUUAAGAGAUUAAAAUAAAGACAAAAGAAGUGAUGCGAAAAGACAGGAAGGUUACAAGUAAGGGCCCUUCCACACAGCCCUAUAUCUCAGAAUAUCAAGGCAGAAAAUCCCACAAUAUCUGCUUUGAACUGGGCUAUCUGAGUCCACACUCAGAUAAUGUGGGAUUUUCUGCCUUGAUAUUGUGGAAUAUAGGGUUGUGUGGAAGGGCCCUAAGAAGAUGUGUUAUCUGGAAAUACCUCCCCACCCUUCCAAAUUGCCAUGGAGCUAGAAACACUCCUAAAAAAGAACCCAGGUGUCCUGUGUCUCCUAAGCCAAGACUAUGUUUCAGACUUUUCCCCUGCAUGAGAGAUAAAAUACCAACAUCUACCUGAAUAUCAAGGAUGGGGAACCUGCAGCCUUGCAGAUAUUAGACCACCACUAUCGUGAUUCCUCUCGUGUUCCUCAUGUAAGAUGGGGUUGAUGGGAGUUGGGGUCAAUCAGCAACCAAAAUCCUGUUCAGUACCAGCAGAUCCAUAUACAGUUGUGAUGUACCAGCCAAUCUUUUGGUGGUUGUGUCAGAUCCUUGCCAGUAAUGAGAGAUCUUUGCCAUUGCAGGUGCUGGGGACUAUGGGCAAGGGGCUACUGGAUACAUCCUUAUCUAACAAAAACAAGAUCCCUCAAACUGGAAUUACACAAGGAUUAUGGCCAUAAAUUGCAGGGCCAGUUUCCCCACCCCUGCUCUUCAUCUAGUAUCUGAUGUUCCUCUGUGCUCAAUUGCUCCUCCCAGAAGGCGGGGGACAACCUAUUUGUGGCUUUUAAUUUGCACAUUUUGUAAAAGAGAGAGAAACACUGUAUGUGUAUAUAUAUGUGUGUAUGUGCAUUUUAUACAUGCACGCACACGUCACUAGCAAACUGAACGUUAAUUGUGUGGAAAGCUACCCACUUCUCUAUUUUUUUAAGGAAGUAUGCAAGAAAGAGAAAUGAUGGAUUUUUCUUAAUAUUUUCUGCAGGGUAUACAAAAAUAUAUAUGGCAGAAGAAUGAGAGAUAUCACAGAAUUUUAUUUUGUGGCAAGAGUUAUAAAUAUUCUGUCUAUAUUUGUUUCAUAAAACAUACAUCUAUACAUAUAUAUAUAUAUAUAGACACACAUACAUGUGAGAUAACAUAACAAGCCAACCUCAUGAUAUAGGGAUUGGGAUAUUUGGGGUUUUAGGGGAUAGUGGGGUUGGGGAGGAGGGAUUUUUUUUCAGUAUAGCAGGUAGUGAUGGUGGAGGGAAAGUGGACAAGAUCGGCAGGGGGGUGGGUGGGGUUGAACUAAGCUGUGUCCACACUAGCCAACCCGUUGUGUGAUUUGUUCCAUCCUCUGCUCUGUGUAGCUUGCUUUUGUCUGCACCGGAUACCGUCUUCUGCUGAGAUCUGCUUUCAGGGCUUUUAAUGUAUUAAUAGCAGCUCCUUCACAUAACAGGUGAGACACUUCAGGCAUGACAAAAGUCCUGGCACUGAAAGCUGAGUGUAACUUCCACAUUCAGGUGCUGUUUAUACCAAGAAUACUAAUGGCCUAAUAGAAUAUGAACAGGAAAGGUUUCCAGUUCAUGCCCUGCCUAUAAGCCAACAUUUGGGAAUCUAUGGUUUGUUUGGACUAUGGGUUCCAGACUCCCCAGCCAGGUUGGUCCCUGUUGGCAGUCUGGUGGAUUCUGAAACACAACCAAUGUUCUGAAGCUCAGUUCAAAAGUAUUGUGUUUGCUCCUAUUGCAAAGAAGACAUUGAACUGGAGGGAUUCAUCAUCCUAUAAGAGUCCUUCUUAAGGCUUGAUGUUCAAUUAUUUUUUUAUUAUUGUUGUUUACUGUAUUUAUAUCCCGCCUUCCUCCCCAAGGGGACUCAAGGCAGCUAACAGUCACACACUUUUGAUCAAUUUAAAACAAAGCAAAUACAAAAAUUUAAAAAACCAAUUAAAUAAUACUGUGUGUGUUAGGUUACAAAUACAGUAGAGUCUCGCUUAACCAACAUAAACGGGAUAAGAAUGUUGGAUAAGCAAAAAUGUUGGAUAAUUAGGAGGGAUUCAGGAAAAGCCUAUUAAACAUCAAAUUACGUUACGGUUUUACAAAUUAAGCACCAAAACAUGUUUUACAACAAACCGAUAGAAAAAGCAGUCUCAACUGCGCCCCCGUAUGUUUUGCGCCCGAAGCGACCGCUUAAUUCGCCUCAUUGUUGGACCGGCUCUGGUCUCACUUAUAAAGGUUCAUAAGUAAGGCCAGCACAAAGAGCUUCUUAAACCAAAAUACUAAAUUCACUAGUUCUUUAAUGCAAAAAACCAAUAGAAAAAGCAGUUCAAUACACUGUAACAUUAUGUAGUAAUUGUUAUAUUUAUGAAUUUAGCACCAAAACAUUGCAAUGUAUUGAAAAAAUUGACUAUAAAAACAUUAAUUACUAAAAGGCAGACUGUGUUGGAUAAUAUAGAACAUUGGAUAAGCAAAGAUUGGAUAAGCGAGACUCUACUGUAGUCAAAAUACUAUAAAUACAAUUAAAAUGCAUUUUAAAAUACCAAAUCCCCCCGCCCAAUCCUAUAUUUACUUUUAGUGGGAAAGAGCACGAGACAUGCCUGUACCACCUUGCAUUGGAUCAUCAUACUUACUUCAUUUUGCUGUGCUCACAGCUGUCCCUGUAUUAGGCCUAAUAGUCUACAUGCAAGCUAUCUGCUAUUUCGUGCACUAAUGUAUGGAAAAAUUUGUCAUGUCUCAACUGUUUACUGUGAUGUCUUUUGGUGCCAGUUUGGGCAAUGAGUUUAGAUCCUUUCCAUUCUGGUCGUCCUCUUCUUCCAUCAGUUUGCUUAUCGGUCCCACUCUGGCUAAUUAUUGAAUGCUUACUUGAUCUGUUGCCUGCCUUCUAACCACUUAAAUAGAAAUAUAUUUGUAUAUUACCAAAAUGUCUAAUAUGGGUGCCUUUCUGAGAUGUUUGUCAUAUGAUCAGCCUAAGGUUGUAUGUGACUCAGUGUUAGAAUGAAAAGGCCAUCUUUUAACGUUUUCCUCUGUUGUUUCCCUUUAUGGUAGAUGAUCAGAGCCAAAAUAGCCUCAAAAGAUCUGUGCUUUUUAUUCUCAGCCACAAAAGUCAAGGCUGCCCUUCUGCCCCCCUGCUGUUCAACUAAAAUUGAACUUUGCAGUCCUCUUUCUCAGGCCCAUAUCUGCUCAGGUUCAACAAGCUUUAUUAACAGAGGCGCCCUUUCAGUCUUUUGCACUGGCCCACAUGUCCAUUUGUACAUGCUUCAUAAUCAUCUUUCCAGUAUUUUUAAAUGAUUUUUUUGCACGCGCACAUGCACACACCACUUUGAGCAACAUCUAAUGGGGGGUACAAAUCAAAUGCAAUUUUGUUUUGAUUUUUAAACAAAACCUACUGCAAUUGCAUCCCCUAAACCAGUGGCUCUCAACCUGGGGUCCCCAGAUGUUUUUGGCCAACAACUCCCAGAAAUCCCAGCCAGUUUGCCAGCUGUUAGGAUUUCUGGGAGUUGAAGGCCAAAAACAUCUGGGGACCCCAGAUUGAGAACCACUGUCCUAAAUGGAAAGAACAGCUGUUUUUCCACCUCCGUUAUAAGAAAGAAAAAAUUUCCUAUGUUGUAAACAGAAUACAAACAAUGAAAGAAAAAGCAGCAUGUAAGAACAAUAUGUUAAAAAAAGCAAUAUAUUAAUUUAAGGAUUCUGCUGUGGGAAGCAGAAGUCAGUUUUGGUACAGGAAAUGGAUAAAUUCCAGGUUAUUAUUCUUUUUGGCACUUUGGGAAAAUUAAUUAGGAUCUCAUCAAUCCUGUUAAAAAUUAUUGCUACUAACAUACUGGUCUGUUUUUCAUUUCUUUUCCGAAACAUCUAUUUCAAUGCCCUGUGGCUCCGACCCCAUACCCUUCACAAAAUUGUAAAUACUGUGCCAUCCAGUGAUAUUUUUAUUCACUCUUUCAGCAGUCCUAUUGAAUCUUUUGCUUUUCAAAGCCAUUCUGCUGCUGCCACUUGGACUUUCAGUAAUGUGAGCAAUGGUGGUCAUGGAGGAAUCAUUAGACAUAAAACUGGCCAGGGAUUACUAGCACUGUAGGAAUUAAUCCCUGGCCACUUGUGAUAAUUGAUGACCACUUUUCCGAUCUCGGUGGACAAUCACAUUAUAGGUUUGCCUCAGAGCUUAGGAAAGUUACCUUUUUUGGACGAACCCUUAAGAAACCCCAGCCAGGCAGUCAUGUGAUUCCAAAAUAAGUUCUGCUUUUUGUCCAGCUUGAGAUGGAAGGGGUGUUUCUAGCAUAGGAGUGACACAUCCCUUGCCAAUUUUACACUUCUCUAAUGGUUCCUCAUCUCUUCCCCAGUUCUCCUUUUCCGCAUAGCCGUUAGUGCUGGUCUCUGCCUGACACAGGCCCUGUGCCACCCCACAUUACCAGUAAACAACAGGACCUUUGAUACAGGAGUUUGAGGUUCCAGGACUUCAGACUGAAGAAGAGUUGAAAUUCAGCCAGCUUUUGCUGUGGGAGUCUCCCCGCCCACCAACCCCCCAUGCCAAAGGCUAUUAGCCACUGGCAUAGGUUGCCAAAUACACAGCCAUCAAUUUCCUCUCUCAUUCCUAGACCAAAGCAAACCUCUAAAGAGAUGAUAAAUUUAACUGCCUUGCUCAUAUAAUGAUUAGAGAGGAAUUUGAGCCCGCUUGCCAAUUAUCUGUACUCUUUUGUUCUUGCUCUCAGUCGGGCAGCACUCUCCUUACGUGCUGAACUGUGGCACUAGUUUAUUUAUUUGUACACACUUUUCAUGUUUCCUAUACUAAAAUGCAAGGCUAGAGUCAAGGUAAUAUGGCCAUCCAUAUUUUCCAUUAUUGGAUCCUGCGGACAUGAGUUGACAUGGCAUAGGAGGUGCAAGGUGAAUUGUGUAAAUAUUAAUUCUGGGCUUCUAGUCACAUUUGUGCUCUGAGAUCUGAGAAUUUCUAACCAGUCCCACCAGUUCCUGUUUCCAUGAGAAUUGUUGGAAUUCCUCUCUUUGCCCAUUCUCCCUGCGCAAUUGGGUCCCUUGCUAUGGAUAUUUCCAAGCACUUGUUGCUUCUGAUAAGAUGGCCGCAGCUUUGUGAAAGUGCCAAGUCUUAUUUAGUCUCCUUUCAAAGGAAGGAGCAAGUGGCUAUCACCUGCUCAGGGCCAGAUUUCUCACAGAAGGGCAAAUCCAUGUCUUCUCACACAUACACGCGCGCGCACAUGCACUCACGCCUGCAUUCGCAGCACUGUGGGAGAAUCUAAAUGCCGUCUUCCAGGGUUUCAGCUUUAACUCCACCAGUGUUGUCUCAAUGCCAAGUGUUGUUUCCAAACCGUCCCCUUUGCGCCCCGAGCCCUGCCUAGUGCAGGUGAUGUAUACUGUUUGUGGUUUUUCAUUUUUGUGCGCUGACUUUAUCAUGGAACAUAGCAAUAAAAGGAACCACCCUGACUUUCCAUCCAACUGAA
This is a messenger RNA of Anolis carolinensis (green anole), 9587 nucleotides long. It is a transcript of the gene slc6a8, whose product is annotated as solute carrier family 6 member 8. The coding region runs from base 497 to 2452 and encodes 651 amino acids. NCBI's taxonomy places the organism in Eukaryota, Metazoa, Chordata, Lepidosauria, Squamata, Anolidae. Gene Ontology annotation, biological process: sodium ion transmembrane transport. Gene Ontology annotation, molecular function: gamma-aminobutyric acid:sodium:chloride symporter activity. The record is from RefSeq and is a predicted model, not a curated record. The transcript has 13 exons. Gene Ontology annotation, cellular component: plasma membrane.